AGAGGGAACCCUUGCUUUGCACGCUUUUUAACUUCAGUACUCCCCUGGGAGUAGAGUAAACUCAGUUCAGUUACGCUGUGCGCACUGCUGUCACAGUAGCCUUUUUACGACAUAGCACCGCUGUCGUUUCUAGGCGCAUAUGUUGGAUUUUAAUGUCAGAAAACCAAGGCAAAUUAAUUUGUUUUUAAUCAAGCUUCAGUAUAGUCCAGUAACGUUACAUAUAAUUAUUGCAUCCGAGUUUAUCGAAUAAAUACGAUUUAGAAAGAAAUGGAGGGGCUCUUCCACGAAGAUUUGGCAGCCUUGUCAGAUUUGGAUGAACAAAGUUUGUUGGAAUCCCUGAGUCAACGGUUCAAACAAGAUCGCAUCUAUACCUACAUUGGGGACAUCUUGGUCGCCAUAAAUCCAUUUAAAUACCUCCCUCUCUAUGUGAAAGAGGUGUCAGAGAGGUAUAAGUACCAUGAGAAGAGCAAGCUACCUCCUCAUAUAUUCGCUGUGGCAGACAGAGCCUACCAGUCCAUGAUGGGAAGGUUAGCCACGGGACCCCGAAACCAAUGCAUUGUUAUCAGUGGGGAGAGUGGAGCAGGGAAGACCGAGAGCACCAAGCUGCUGCUCAGACAGAUCAUGGAGCUUUGCAGAGCCAACUCACAGCUGGAGCAACAGAUACUACAGGUGAAUCCUCUGCUGGAGGCCUUUGGCAAUGCCCAGACUGUGAUGAAUGACAACAGCAGUCGCUUCGGGAAGUACAUUCAGCUGCGCUUCCACAACUCCUCAGUAAAAGGAGCUAAGAUCAACGAGUACCUCCUGGAGAAGUCUCGUGUGGUCCACCAGGAUGAGGGCGAGAGAAACUUCCAUAUCUUCUACUGCAUGCUGGCGGGCAUCUCCCCGGAGGACAAAGACAUGUAUGGACUCCUGGACCCCACACAGUACAGGUAUCUGAAUGGGCGGUACGGCUCUGAGGACAUAGUGAAGAAAUGGGGGGAGAAGUACAGUGAAGUGUGUAACGCAAUGGACAUGGUGGGAUUUCAGGAACAGGAGAAGGUAGACAUGAUGACUAUCCUGGCAGGGAUCCUGUCUUUGGGAAACAUCAUGUUUGAGCCCACAGAGACCGACGUGCUCAGGGUCACUGGCAAGUCCAUGGGCUGGCUCAAAGCCACAGCUGGUCAGUUUGGGGUGCAGGAGGAGGAGUUGCUGAGGAGUCUGACCUGUACUCUGUCUGUGACGAGAGGAGAAGCCAUCCGCAGGCUGCACAACCAGCAGCAGGCCGAGGAUGCCAGGGACUCCAUUGCCAAAGUGGCUUAUGGGAGAGUAUUUGGCUGGAUUGUCAGUAAAGUUAACGAACUGCUGGCUCCCAAUGUUGACUUUGACGUUGAGCUGAAUGAAAUAGGUAUCCUUGACAUUUUCGGGUUUGAGAAUUUUGCCGUGAACCGUUUUGAGCAGCUCUGCAUCAACCUGGCCAAUGAACAGCUGCAGUACUUCUUUAACCACCACAUCUUUCUGAUGGAGCAGAAUGAAUACAAGGAAGAGGGCAUCGAGUGGGAGACGAUCUCCUUCAAAGACAACAAGCCUAUCCUGGACCUGAUCCUUACUAAACCUAUUGGGAUACUUUCUCUCCUGGACGAGCAGAGUGCCUUUCCUCAGGCAUCAGACAGAGACUUUGUGGACAAGUUGAACAGUAAAUUUAAAAGCAGCCCCCACUAUGAGGUGGUCCGGAGUCACAGCCCCCUCUUCACUGUGGUUCACUAUGCUGGGAAGGUGAGGUUACAUACCUCCUUUAUAAUGGUACUUUAUAAUGCACUAUGA
Molecule: messenger RNA, 1800 nt
Organism: Oncorhynchus masou masou (cherry salmon)
Lineage: Eukaryota; Metazoa; Chordata; Actinopteri; Salmoniformes; Salmonidae
Product: unconventional myosin-VIIa-like
Exons: 14
Coding region: 268-1800 (510 amino acids)
Biological process (GO): peptidyl-serine phosphorylation; regulation of actin filament length
Cellular component (GO): myosin complex
Molecular function (GO): ATP binding; protein serine/threonine kinase activity; microfilament motor activity
Source: RefSeq, a predicted model, not a curated record